This is a messenger RNA of Corvus hawaiiensis (hawaiian crow), 1734 nucleotides long. It is a transcript of the gene CABP2, whose product is annotated as calcium binding protein 2. Gene Ontology annotation, molecular function: calcium ion binding. The record is from RefSeq and is a predicted model, not a curated record. The transcript is spliced from 6 exons. NCBI's taxonomy places the organism in Eukaryota, Metazoa, Chordata, Aves, Passeriformes, Corvidae. Bases 65 to 1132 code for a protein of 355 amino acids.
GAGGAUCUUGUUUCCUCCUGCUUGGUCCCGGUCGUGGGGAGGAGAAGGAGUAGGAGCGGGCGGAAUGUUCUUCCUCUUCCGCGGGCCGCAGCGGCGCGGCACCGGCAGCCCCGCGCCCCUCACCUGCCGGGGCGCCCCCCGGCACCACGGCCCCGGCCGGAGGGGUGCCCGCCGCUCCCGCCCGGCCCCUCGGCCCGGGGGUCCCGGCACCGCCGGCACUGCGCGGAGCCGGGGGAGGUUAAACCAUAGUGGUGCGUCCCCCAUGGAGCAUCAGCGGACUGCCGAGGAGCCGGGGCCCCGGCCGCUCCCCGCUUUUGGGCAGGAUGGGAAGCCGCACUCGGGCGCUCCAGGCUCCGGCACAGGGGACCCCGAGGACCUGCUGGACGUGGCACAGACCCCCCCGCUGCAGGGAUACUCGGUGCUGCAGGGGCUGGUGGGGCCGGCCUGCAUCUUCCUUCGGCAGAGCAUUGCCAUCACCCAGCGGGACCGGGAGCUGCGGCCUGAGGAGAUUGAAGAGCUGAAGCAGGCGUUCCGGGAGUUUGACAAGGACCAUGAUGGCUACAUCAGCUACAAGGACCUGGGCGAGUGCAUGCGGACCAUGGGCUACAUGCCCACGGAAAUGGAGCUCAUCGAGCUGUCCCAGCAGAUCACUGGGGGCAAGGUGGAUUUUGAUGAUUUUGUGGAGCUGAUGGGCCCCAAGAUGCUGGCAGAGACAGCGGAUAUGAUUGGGAUCAAGGAGCUGCGUGAUGCCUUCCGUGAGUUUGACACCAAUGGGGACGGGCAGAUCAGCAUGCCGGAGCUGCGGGAGGCCAUGCGCAAGCUCCUGGGGCAGCAGCUCAACUACCGGGAGGUGGAUGAGAUUCUCAAGGAUGUGGAUCUCAAUGGCGAUGGCCUGGUGGACUUCGAAGGUAGGAGCAGGGAAGGGGCCAGGAGCACCCCCAGGGACAUCUGGGAUGUUCCGCGUGUGUUUUUCCCCGGCAGAGUUUGUGCGGAUGAUGUCGCGCUGAGGGUGGCGUGUGCCAACGCGGGACCCAAGCCCCCCGUGCCUUACGAAGAGGAGGGGGCCACAGAGGGACCCCCAGCUCCAGGGGCUGGGGCGGUGCUGGCGCAGCAGCGCUCGUGCCUGGGGUGAGGCCGAGUGCCGGAGCUGCUCCGAUGCCGAGGUCUGACCAUGGCGGGAGGCACUGGGGCAAAUGUCGGGACCCUUUUCGGCACAGGCUCGGCCAAGCUUCGACUGCUCUCACCCUCAUCUCUGCUCUCUCCCUGCACCAUCCUCCUUCCCACCCUGACCUCACCCUAAAAGGUGCACCAUUUUGGUCCCCUCUCCUUCAGCUGUGCCCCAUCCCUUCUGCUCAUCUCUCCAGCCUCCAUUCCCACUCUGUAUGCCACGCUGAGCCCCUCAGGCUCCCCACACACCGUGUUUAAUGCGGACUGCACAGCAUAACCUGCCCUGUCACUGGUUUGAGCUCAGACCUACCCCAGACCCGCCUAGGGUGAGGCAUCCCUCCCCUUUUGGGGCCAGCACAGACUCUCAUGGAUGUUCUGACAGCCCCCAGCACAGGGGAGGCUCCUAGCACCCCGGCCAGGAGACCCUCGAGGAGAGAAAUAAAGCAUUACCAGGUGGGAGGGCCUCAGCCAGCUGCAGGCAGGGCUGCUGCAGGAACCCCUCCCUGCCCUGGCUGCAGUUUUGGGGCCAAUUUUGCCCUUUUGAAAUGAUAAAACUCUCUCUACAGA